Messenger RNA from Malania oleifera, 2700 nucleotides. RefSeq names its product transcription factor bHLH110. Gene Ontology annotation, molecular function: protein dimerization activity; DNA-binding transcription factor activity, RNA polymerase II-specific; RNA polymerase II cis-regulatory region sequence-specific DNA binding. Bases 895 to 2214 code for a protein of 439 amino acids. The transcript is spliced from 7 exons. Gene Ontology annotation, cellular component: nucleus. NCBI's taxonomy places the organism in Eukaryota, Viridiplantae, Streptophyta, Magnoliopsida, Santalales, Ximeniaceae. The record is from RefSeq and is a predicted model, not a curated record. Gene Ontology annotation, biological process: regulation of transcription by RNA polymerase II.
AUAUGCCGACACUACAAGAUUUUAUCACUGCCAACGUGAUAUCAAUAGCUACAAUCCCUCGUUCUAUUAGGUCAUAGGAAUAUCGAGCGCUCCCAUCUCCUCAUCUGUACUGUUUUUGAUACAUACAUACAUACAUAUAAGAGAGAGAGAGAGAGAGAGAGAGAGAGAGAGAGAGAGAGAGAGAGAGGAAAUGGCAGCCAUCAUUUGUCUUGGGAGAGCUUUGUCGAAAACGAAGCCUUGGGAUCGAAGGCAGCAAGCAGCUGGGGGGGAUCUUAAUCAUGGUGUAGAUGAAAUAUAAUCAUCUCCCUGUUAUUGCACAGAUUGCCAAAAGCCGCAGCUCAGAUAGCUAGCUAGCUACAUAUGUGAGGAGGGGCUGCGUUUGCUUCUGGAAAAUCAUUUUGGAAAAAAAAAAAUACUGAAAAAGGAAGAACAGAUGAGAGAGAAAGUAGAUGAUGAAUUAUAAUCUUACAUUGAGAAGCUGCAAAAAGCUUAGCUAAAGAAAAAGCUAAUCAGAGAGAGAGAGGCGAGGUGUGGAGUACUCUGGAGAUGGAUUAAUCAUCAUCAUCUGCCCUUUUCUUUCUUUUUAAGAUUUACUUUAAGACGGAAGAGUAAAGAGGAAACUCAGGAAAGUGAGGAGUAGUACUGCUGGGAGUAGCAGGCGAAAAGCAAUUAAGAAGGUAUGUGGGUGUCACCUGAACAACUGCUUUUCUUUGAAUAUAGUACCACUAUACCACUCUGAGAUUCUUGUUCAAUUCCUGGAGCUCCCCACCCAGAAUAUUAAAGCUAUGCUAAGCUUUAAUAAAUUACUAGUUAAUAUUCUUAAGCUAUAGCUUUUGUUAUCUUGGGAUUUUCAAGGCUAUCUGUAAAAUAUAUAUACGCACCAUCAUCAUACACAUGGAAUCUGCAAAUCUCCAUCACCAACAUCAUCAGCUCCAAGACCAGCUUGUUGGGUCUUCUGCUUUUUCUGCGCCUUCUCCUUCCUAUGGAUCCGUUGCCUCCACCCACCAUGCUUGGUCUCCCAAUUUCAUUUUGAACACUGGAAACUACAUCAACCCAAAUUGCAACGGAGUCCUCCUCAACUCCAGCAGGGAGAUUUCAAGGCAGAAAAAUGAAAACCUGAUUAGCCCACCUCACCAUCUCAUGAGUUCCAUGACCCAAGACUUAGGGUUUCAUCAAUGGGUUUCAUCUCAUGACCACGACCACCUGGUACACUUCCCAAAAAUUAAGGAAGAGCUCUCGGAUUCUUCAUCGUCUGUCGUCCCCAAAUUCACCCCAAACACUACUGCAGAUGAAGAUUUCCAUUUAACAGCCGCCAACUACGUGAAGGAUGAGCAAGAAGAUCCGUACACUACUGCUCCAAACUGUUCUAGUACUUUUGAGAGCAUAGAUCAUAGUGGACCUAAUAACUACAGAAGGAGCUUCAGCCAGAUCUUUCCAAGCAUACAUGUUUCGGGUUCGAUAAACCGGCAGGCAUCUUCGUCCACAACUUCGAGCUCCAUGGAUGUGAUGAAUCUGCAGGUUUUGGAUCUCCUAACCUCAGGUAGAUUCAGUGGUGGGAGUUUUGGCCAGCAGGCUGCACAGGAUGACAUUUCUUUUGGUCUGGAUAAUCAUGCUAUUCAGCAAACUACAAUUCAUGGACCGCUAAGUAACACUAUUAAAAUGUCGGCGGCGUUUGGGAGCAGUGGGGUUACAGAAGCAAAGAGACCCAUCAGCAGUUUGAUUGCGGAACCAAAGGCAUCAUCCCAGGCAGCCACCGCCGGCGCCGGCAAGAAGCCACGAUCGGACUCCCGCCCCUGCUGCCCUCCCUUUAAGGUUAGGAAAGAAAAAUUAGGAGAUAGAAUUGCAGCUCUCCAGCAAUUGGUCGCUCCCUUUGGCAAGACAGACACAGCAUCGGUACUAAUGGAAGCAAUUGGAUACAUUAAAUUCCUUCAAAACCAGGUCGAGACGCUGAGCGUCCCAUACAUGAAGUCAGCUCGCAGAAGGCCCUCCUAUAGACCAAUUCAAGGGGGUUCAAGUAAUGGAGAGGAAGGAGGGAAGGAGACAGAGGGAAGAAGAGACCUGAGAAGCCGAGGGCUGUGUCUGGUGCCAUUGUCCUGCAUGUCUUACGUUGCCAGUACUCACGACACCUGCAGCAGCCCCCAUGCUCUGUGGCCGCCGCCACCCCACGACUUCACCACCACCCCAGCUGGACCAGGAGGAGGACCGUUAACCUAGCUAGCUAGCUAGCCUACUGAUCGCUCAUGCACGCAUUAUCAUGCAUUGUAUUAUUAUUAAUCAUAGUUGAUUAAUUAGUUAGCUAGCUAGCAUGAGCCACAUACCUCGAACAAAUCAAAUUAAGAUUGAUCAUCGAUCAAACCCAGCUAGCUAGGGCAGCAAAUAUAUAUAUAUAUAUAAGCCACUGCGUGCAUGCAUGCAUGCUAUAUGCCUAAGUAAGUACUUAGUCAAUGGGGGGAGUAGCUAGCUACUAAGAUAGCUCAGUUGAGCCUCUUCACCCAUCUCUCACGAUGCUGGUACUAAUGGAGCAAAUUUGGUCAUCCUGCUAAAGUAGGAUUCCAGGAGGAUAGACCACGUUUGAUCCAUUAAUUAAUUAAUUAUUAUUUAAUUAUAAUAUUCAUGCAUGCAUAUAUGUGAUACUGUAUGAACUUAAUUAAUUUAUGCAGUGGCCAUCGCUUACGCGUUUACGUGAUGCAUAUCUAUAAA